ACUAUCAAGCAUGGUGAAAAAGGCCAAAGGAAAGUUCAGCAAAGAAGCCAGAAUCUCCCAGAGGAAGCGAGAGGCCGAAGAAUUGGUCAAAUUACACCAAGAGGUAGCCGAGUACGACCCGGCUUCCAAGGAUGCGGAAGUAGCUCAGUUUAGCCAUCUUCCUAUCUCUCAAAACACUUUAAAAGGAUUGACAGAUUCCAGUUUCAUGAAAUUGACAGACAUCCAAAAACGCUCGAUUCCCUACGCCUUAAAGGGUGAAGAUAUCAUGGCCACCGCCAAAACUGGCUCUGGAAAGACGUUAGCAUUUUUAAUUCCCACGAUGGAAAUAUUGUUGAGAAACAAUAUCACUGAAUUCGAUGGGUUGGCCGCCUUGAUCUUGUCUCCAACGAGAGAAUUGGCCGUCCAAAUCUUUGAGGUAUUGAAGAAAAUCGGGGCCCACAAUCAGUUUUCAGCUGGGUUGGUCACAGGAGGAAAAGAUGUGAAAUAUGAGAAGGACAGAGUCUCAAGGAUGAAUAUCUUGGUAGGAACUCCAGGAAGAGUCGCCCAGCAUUUAAACGAGUCGGUGGGAAUGGAAACCUCUAACUUGCAAGUAUUGGUGUUGGAUGAAGCCGAUCGGUGUUUGGACAUGGGAUUCAAGUCUCAAAUCGAUAAUAUAGUUGGCCAUUUGCCCAAGACCAGACAAACCCUACUUUUUUCUGCCACCACCACUGACAGUGUCAAAGACUUGGCAAGAUUAUCGUUGACAAACCCCAGGAGAAUCGGCGUGUCUUCCGACAGUGACAUUUCAGCUACUCCUGAUUCAUUGGAUCAGUAUUAUAUCAAGAUUCCAUUGGAAGAGAAAUUGGAUGUGUUGUGGUCUUUCAUCAAAUCCCACUUGAACAGCAAAAUCUUGGUGUUUUUCUCAUCUUCUAAACAAGUGCAGUUCACUUAUGAAACGUUCCGGAAAUUGCAGCCUGGGAUUUCAUUGCUAAAGCUAUACGGUCGUCAUAAGCAAACCGCACGGUUGGAAACCACCACCAAAUUUUCCCAGGCACAACACGCUUGUCUUUUUGCAACUGAUAUCGUGGCCAGAGGCUUGGACUUUCCUGCCAUUGACUGGGUGGUGCAAAUUGACUGCCCAGAAGACGCUGCCACUUAUGUCCACAGAGUUGGAAGAGCUGCUCGUUUUGGCCGAGAAGGUAAGUCCCUAUUGAUGUUAUUGCCAUCGGAAGAAGAAGGGUUCCUCAAGAGAUUGGAAAACAUGAAAAUUGAUAUCAAGAUGAUGAACAUCAAGCAGAAAAGCAAAAAAACCAUCAGACCUCAACUUCAAUCUUUAUGUUUCCAAGACCCAACCAUAAAGAACUUGGGGCAAAGAGCAUUUAUUUCCUAUUACAGGUCCGUUUACAUCCAGAAAGACAAAGAUGUGUUCAAGGUAGAAGAACUACCUACGGAAACAUAUGCUGCGUCGUUGGGAUUACCUGGGGCCCCCAAGAUAAAAAUAAAGGGAGGGGCCUCGUCCAAAGAAAAGAAGAAUGAGUCCAGAAAGUUGCAGAUGCUCGCUAAGACCGACGAAAAUGGUGACGAGAAAGAAGGUAACAAGAAGGUCAGAACCAGGUACGACCGGAUGUUUGAAAGAAAGAACCAGACGGUCUUAUCUGAUCAUUACUUGAACAUGACAGGAUCCAAGAAAACCAAAGAUUCUGACGAAGAGGAUUCUGAUGAAGAAGAGGAAUUUAUGGUGGUUAAACGUAAAGAUCAUCACUUAUACGAAGAGGAUUUACCCGAUGCCAGCAUCCCCGUAUCAAAGAGACAGGCGAAAAAAGCCCUUUCCAAGAAAUUGAGCGUAGCGACCAAAGGAAACCCCACGAAACUUGUAUUUGAUGAUGACGGAAAGGCUCAUCCAAUCUAUGAGUUAGAAGACGAAGAAGACUUCAAGAAGGCUGGUGAUGCCAAUGUGCAAAAGGAACAGUUUGUUACCAAGGAAAGUGAGUACAUGGGUGUUGCUGAUGUCCAGGAUAAGUUAACAGCCCGAGAAAAGAGAGAUGAAAAGAAAAGACGGAGAAAGGAAAUCGAAAGAAGAGCCAGGGAAGAAGGAUACGAGGAUAGUGAUGAUGAAGGUGAAGCGGUCUACCGUCUCGGAGACCCCGAUCUUGACCAAGAUAUGGAAUAUUCUGAAGCUGAAGCUGAAGAGCCUCAAGCCAAAAAGCCUAAAUGGUUCCAAACUAACGAUAAGCGUGAUGAAACUGACAAAUUUGUUGAAGUUGAUCAACCAGACACUUUGGAAGAUCUUGAAGCGUUGACUGCCAGAUUAAUAGGCAACUAGUUAAUAGACAAAAUACACGAUGCAUUUAUU
This is a messenger RNA of Yamadazyma tenuis ATCC 10573, 2332 nucleotides long. It is a transcript of the gene HCA4, whose product is annotated as RNA-dependent ATPase. Gene Ontology annotation, molecular function: nucleic acid binding; ATP binding; RNA helicase activity. Gene Ontology annotation, biological process: rRNA processing. The record is from RefSeq and is a predicted model, not a curated record. Lineage: Eukaryota; Fungi; Ascomycota; Pichiomycetes; Serinales; Debaryomycetaceae. Gene Ontology annotation, cellular component: nucleus.